Messenger RNA from Cuscuta epithymum, 1913 nucleotides. Lineage: Eukaryota; Viridiplantae; Streptophyta; Magnoliopsida; Solanales; Convolvulaceae. The record is from the annotation of a GenBank genome assembly.
UAAAGCUUCUCCAAAUGUAAACCCUAACAAGUGGAGGCAGACAAACUUUUUUCGUUCAAAAAUAGUUCGUAUUAUAUAAAUCUCUCAUUCUAGUGGUUCAGAAUGCAAUUCUCACUCCUUCAACCCUAAUUUUUCUAUAGGGUUUUUCAUCCCACCCCCAACUUCGGUGCAUCCCCAUCUAAGGGGGUCUUUCUUCCAUCAGAAUGGGCAAAGCAAAGGUUGCUGCUGCUCCUGUUUCAGCUGCCCCAACUAAGCCGAUGAAGAAAGGCAAGAGAGAGGCACCAGUUUCGGCUCAGAAGCCCAGCGCAAAAAAGCAGAAAAAAGGCUCAGCAGUAGAACAAGCUGUGGAGAAGAAGAUGGUCGAGGCAAAGACUAAGAAGAAGGUGGAAAACAGUUUGGAGGAAGGAACUCCCGAUUCUGAAAAGAAACCUGCUGCAAUCAAGGAUGACAGUGUUGUGAAAAAGAAGGUUACAUCUACUGUACCAGCCCCUGUAAAGAAGGAUGAGUGCAGUUCUGAUGAAGAGGGUAGUUCUGAUAAUGAUGAGGACGUGGUUGUGAAGAACACCGUUCCUAGUGCACCUGCACCUACCAAAAAAGUUGAAAGCAAACCAGUAAAAGAUGAAGACGAAGAAAGCUCUGAUGAGGACGGGGAUGAAGAUGAAGAAAGCCCUGAUGAAGAUGUGGCACCAAAACUGGUUUCUGCUAACCAAGCCAAAAAUGGUGCAGAAAGUGAGGAAGAAAGUGAAUCAGCUUCUGAAGAAAGUGGAUCAGAUGAGGAGGAUGCUUCUGCUGAGAAGGAGGCUCCCGCAAGUGCACCUGCCUCUACAGAAGUAGAUGAAACCAGUACAGAAGAGGAUGAAGAAAGCUCUGAUGAAGAUGUUGCACCAGAAGCAGCUGCUCCUUCAGUUAGCAAAAAGGGUACUAAUGGUGAUGACGAGGAUGAUAGUUCUGAUGAAAGUGAAGAUGAGGAGCCAAAAAAGAAAAAGACCAAGUCUCAGACACCAGUCACUCCCAAGGCUGAAGCAGAAGGGUCAAAAACUCUCUUUAUAGGGAAUUUGGCAUGGUCUAUUGAGCAGAGCGAUGUUUUAAAUUUCUUUAAAGAUGUCGGGGAGGUCAAAGAAGUUCGAUUUGCUGUAGAUCGAGAUGGGAAGUUCAAGGGCUUUGGACACGUUGAUUUUGAUACAUCUGAGGCUGCUCUCAAGGCUCUUAAACUUAGUGGUCAAGAAUUGGCAGGCCGUGAAGUGAGACUUGACCUUGCAAAAGCGAGAGGGGAGUUUACUCCCAAUAGCGGGAAACAAGAUGACUCCCGCCAGAAGCAGGGCAAAGCUGAAGGUACAACUGUUUACGUCAGGGGGUUUGACAAGGAUGAGCCUGAAGAGAAGAUUAGGAGUGCUCUAGAAAAGCAUUUUGGUUCUUGUGGAGAAAUUAAAGGCACAAGAAUCCCCACUGACCAAGAGGGUUCCAUUAAAGGGAUGGCAUAUGUUGAAUUUACUGAUAAUAAUGCAAUGAAGAAGGCCCUUGAACUGAAUGACUCGCAAAUGGGAGAUGACACAUUGUUUGUGGAAGAAGCUAAGCCAAGAGGUGAUAGUGGUGGAAGAAGUGGUGGACGUGGUGGUGGAAGAAGCGGUGGACGUGGUGGUGGUGGAAGAAGCGGGGGACGUGGGCGUGGACGAUUUUGAUGAAAGAUAUAUCAAAUUGGGUGGAGCAAGAAGUUCCCAAUUUUGCUUAUUUUAAAGUCUUAUAAUUGUUGUUUUUUGGGGAACACAUUGAACGUAUUUCCUGUGCUGUUUUUAUAAUUGUUUUUUGUAGUGCACGACUCUUUUUUUUAAGUUCUCAUAUCUCAACCCAAAGAUUUCACCUUGUUAUUUCUAUUAUCAACUGUCAAUAACUCAAUAUCAUCACCUUUGAUUGAA